Messenger RNA from Daphnia pulex (common water flea), 4675 nucleotides. It is a transcript of the gene Baldspot, whose product is annotated as elongation of very long chain fatty acids protein 6-like. Gene Ontology annotation, biological process: fatty acid elongation, polyunsaturated fatty acid; fatty acid elongation, monounsaturated fatty acid; fatty acid elongation, saturated fatty acid. The record is from RefSeq and is a predicted model, not a curated record. Gene Ontology annotation, molecular function: fatty acid elongase activity. The transcript is spliced from 5 exons. Bases 2942 to 3898 code for a protein of 318 amino acids. NCBI's taxonomy places the organism in Eukaryota, Metazoa, Arthropoda, Branchiopoda, Diplostraca, Daphniidae. Gene Ontology annotation, cellular component: endoplasmic reticulum membrane.
UGCGCGGGCGCAGUCCAGAAGGGGGGGAGAGGAGGAGGACGGGCGACUGGGCGUGACUAGAAUGGCGAGAGAAAGGGCCAAGAUGGCCUGAUGAAUGUGAGUAGAUGGGAGAGAAAACCCGACAAAGAAAAAUAUAUAUACGCCCGGCCAAAAUGGAGAAUAAGGAGGAGAAGGAAGUCUGAACGCGAACGCAGAUCGGCCAGUCACACGUCGAGAGACAGGGGACCGAGAGAGACGGGAGGCGGAAGACAGUGGCCACAGCUGCAAAAGAGAAGAAGAAGAAAAACGAACGCCGGGGCCAGCUAUUCAGCACAGAAGAAUUCUUCAUUGAUCCCGCGACCGUUGCCGUCCCCACGCGGCCACAACCGCUCACUUAAACUCUCCCGACAACAGCCGACAACACCCCCGAACACAAAAAUAUAAAAGUUGAUUUUCAGUGUUCAUUCGGUCUACAUCACCUUUGCCAGACAACACCUCCCCGCAUUGCACAUUUAUUGCACAAUCAAGUAAGUUUCAACAUUUCAAUUUUUAAUGAUUCUUGGAAAAAUUAUAAAAUGUGGUGGAAAGAUUAGACACACGCGUCGUGUGCCCAUGUGGAUUGGAUUGCCAUUAUCUCUUAUUACAACACCCAGUGUGCUGUUUUUAUAAUUCAAUUUGAUUUGAUUGGAAGGGGAGAAGAAUGUAGCUGGUAUCAAAGGCCGACGAAAUCCAGUUUACAAGGGCCUUUCCAUUUCGUUUGAUCGUCCAUUUUCCCUUUCGUCUCUUUUUCUUUCUCUCUCUGGGGAAGGGGGCUGCGGGAGGAAAAAUUCACGUUGCAAGGCGUCGUGAGUUUGUUAGAGUAGUAGGAGUAACGGUGCUUUAUCGAAAUCCCAAAGUCCCCGGGAUAUAUACGCCCGAGUGUGUGUCUUAUGAGUGUGUGUACAUCGACCUGGCCGCUCCGGCGUGAACAACUUUUUUUUUUUUGGUCGGGGGUUUAUCCCGGCCCUUGAGGCAUUUUCGCUAAUAUUUUGUUUCCUUUUUUGAAAAUUUCUUUGAAAUUUUGUUUAUUUUCUUGUACGGGGAAGAAGAAGAAGAAGUCGAUGGCCUUUGGCAUCUUUGGUGUAGCGGGUGGGCGACGGCUAGCCAAGUGCACACACAACACGCAGACGCGUCGCCCCAGCAGACGCAUUCAAUCGAUUAUUUCCAGACGCAUCAAACACGCAAUUUUUUUAAAGAAGAAGAAGAGCCCAAAAAUCAUCCAGCGGUUAUUUUGUGGUCAUUUUUCCAACUUUUUUUCGCUCUAAAAAGAAUUAAUAACAAGAAAAUUCGGUGGCGAAAUGUAACGGGAAAUGGAUUGUCGGGUCGGGACUAACUUGAUGGGGAGCGGCUUCGAUUCGAUUGUCUUUUGUCGUUCGUGCGUCGAGGCUUUUUUUGAUCAUGCCGCCGGUUAAUGGACGACGACGAGAGUCGAUGGCGGAAAAUAUAAAAGGGGUGGGAGACGUCAACAAACGAGUCGACUUGCAGAUUGAUCGCGACCGACGACGACGAUCGGCGUUGCCAUGGCAACUAUUUCGGGUCGUUCACGCUCGUUUGGUUGGGGGAAGAGUCGGUUAUUUUUCUUUCCCGUUUGGUAGACGUAGGGGAGGGCAGUUCCGUCUCGCCUUUUUUCGGUCGACACGAUGACGGAACAAAUGACAAAAGACACAAAAGCCAUACGAGAGAGAUAGUCCAAAACAUCAGUCGAUUGUUUUUUCUCCCAUUUGACUUUGUCCAUGUCAAGAACAAUCAGAAAAAUGGAUGCAAAUGUUGUUGUUGUUGUUGUUGUGUGGUUGCUGUCAUGGUGUUUGAACCUCAACUUUUAUUUAUUUUCUGAUCGGCUUUCUCUUCUUCUUCUUUGGCCGUUUUCUCGACGAUCACGCCACUUGGUGGUCGACUGCUGGUUGGUUAUCCCGCCAUCGACCCACUCUGCUGGUCCCUCUCCCUCCCACCCACCUCCUUUUUUCUUAUCGUCUGCUAGUGGAUGGUGUACCUUUUCUAGAUGUGGGGAUAACACGAAACCAGGAGUUGCAACUGAAAUUUUUCCAACUGUUUUCGCCAACAAGAAUUUUUUUUUACUUGUUGGUCAAUUUCAUGAAUGGAAGAGAUGGCCAGCAACAUCAAACAAGAUAUAGAAAUAGAGAAAAGUUUAGGCUGGCUAUAUUGCACAUGCGCAUUCAUCCAAAACAUUUUACGUUAAAUUUUUUGAUCCCAUGACAUUUUAAAUUUCGAAUCAUUUUGACAGAUGCGGAUUUGAGUCACAAUUUUUAUAUGGAUGCGAUUUAAUUUGUGGUUGAUUCGUUAAAUUAUAUUGUUCCUCUUCUGUCUCUGUGUGUAUCAACACUGCUGCUGGCCAGGUAGACGCUUCUCUGCCUUCUCAUUUUUCUUGGAAGCCUUCAGGGCUGGAAGUGACCUGUAUUCUCUUUUUUUCUCUCUCCUUUCGUUUUGGCUUGUGGUAUGGAAUACCCGAAAGCUCCUCUCUACCUACCUCCUCCUCCUCCUUGUUCACCUGGAGGAGAACCACUUAAGGGCUAGUAGUCGAACCACCUGUGCCGGACGACAGUCAGUUGGAAUUCUUCUGCUCUGCCGUUUACACCCCUCGACUAUUCUCUCUUUCGUCUUGUUUCUUCCGAUUAUUUAAACCUCGCCAGUUUUCCUACGAGUGAUUUGUGCGUGUCCAGGGUUAAGGGGGGACUCUAGUGAGGGUCUCUGCUUCUUGUCGACGAAAGAGAUUUCGAUCAAAAGUUUAUUUUUAAUCAACCUCUCUUUUUCCAAUUCUCUUUUGGCUAUUUUCAACUUGUCUAUUCCCCAUUUCCUGGGUUACUACAUCUUGUGUGUGCGUGUGUGUGGUUGUCAUCGAGUUGGAAAAUUAAAUCACCAAUCGAUUGAUUGAUUGAUUAUUCAAUAACGAAUAAUUCAAUUGGACAUGUCUGCCGGUAGUAACGCGACAGAGGCGAUUGGAGCGACGACGGCUUCCGCCGCUUCAUCCAGCAGCAACACCAUGGACCACCUGAUGACGAUGCCCAACUAUUCGUACAUUUUCAAGUUCGAGGACGAAUUCGAGCACACGGACGCCAAGAUUUGGUUCAACCGCUACUGGACGGGCUGUUUCUAUUACGUUGGCAUCUACAUGCUCGUCAUCUUCACUGGACAGCAGCUCAUGGCCAAUCGGCCGCGCUACGAACUGCGAGGGCCACUCAUUUGCUGGAACAUUUUGCUGGCCACGUUUAGCAUCAUCGGAGCGUGUCGCACCAUCCCCGAAUUAGUUUACGUCACCCGCCAUUUCGGACUCUACCACUCCAUCUGCGUUCCCAGUUACAUCGAAGAUGACAAAGUUUCUGGUUUUUGGGCGACCAUGUUUGUGCUGUCAAAAGUGCCCGAGUUGGGCGACACCAUGUUUAUCGUUUUGCGCAAGCAGCCGCUCAUUUUCCUUCACUGGUAUCACCACGCCACCGUCUUGGUUUACUGUUGGUACGCAUUCAAAGAGUACACUGCGCCAGCGCGUUGGUUCAUCGUGAUGAACUUUACCGUUCACGCGUUCAUGUACUCGUAUUACGCCCUCAAGGCUAUGAACUAUCGGGUCCCGCGCUUCGUCUCCAUGGCCAUCACGGUCGCCCAGCUCUCGCAGAUGGUGGGCGGAUGCGCCGUCAACCUCUGGGCUUACCAAUUGAAGCAGAACGGCGAGGCGUGCAACGUCAGCGAACACAACAUCAAGAUGUCGCUGCUCAUGUACUUUUCGUACUUUGUCCUUUUCGCCCGCUUCUUCUACAAGGCGUACGUCGACCGACGGGCUCCGCGCAAGGGGCUAGUCGACACCAGGGGGUCGUCGGGGACGGCCAGCAUCGAUCACAGCAGCAACGGAACGGCCAAGAAAGUCCAGUAGAGUCCAGCCGCCGAGAAAAAACAGAAACGCUUGGCCAGCGACAAAAUGGAAAAAAUCACUGAGCUUCUUCGGGAAAGAACGGGGGAAAAAAAAUGGCGAAAAAAACAUUCCUGAUUAAAAAAUAAAACAAUUCCAAAAUGAAAAGAAAGAAAAAAUGAUGAUAAAAAAAAAAGAGAUUGUAAAGGGGAUGCACAUGGAGCUGGUCGUCCUUUCAACUCGUGUUGGUUUUAUAGUCUUUAUCAAAAAAACAAAUUAGAUUAGCAGAUUAAUAAGGGGAUUUUUUCCAACAGGAGGAAAUUGAUUGUCUUUUUUUUUCGUGUAUCAUUUAUUAUUUACCUUUUAUUUUUUUUUCCUUCCCUCUAUCAUAGGCCUACAUAUACAAAAUGUUGUGGUGCUCUCUUUGCACGCUCUUAAUUCUGAUGGGCUGAUUGCUAUGCGAUGGAAGCCGACUGUGCAUGUUUCUUCCCCCUUUACUUUUGCUUACAUCACACAAUCCGCCGUUACAAUAAUUUUUCUUCUCAUUUUUCAUCUGAUUUUCUUACGUUUUGUAUAAACAUGAAUUGAUCCAAUCACGUGGGUUCAAGUUUAGUUCAAGUGUUGAUUUGCGCGGUCGCAAAAUAGCUGCAAAGAAAUGAGCCAAUUGAUGUCAUUUAUCCGCUGUUUUGUUCCAAAGUCUCCCAAUAAGUUGAUGUUCCCGCUGCUGCUCGUCUUAUUUCAAUGAUUGGCCCCUCCCAAUUGUCUGCACUGCGAUCCCACAUGUCAUCAAUGGCGGAACGA